Molecule: messenger RNA, 2500 nt
Organism: Cucumis melo (muskmelon)
Lineage: Eukaryota; Viridiplantae; Streptophyta; Magnoliopsida; Cucurbitales; Cucurbitaceae
Product: exocyst complex component EXO84A
Exons: 6
Coding region: 1-2316 (771 amino acids)
Biological process (GO): intracellular protein localization; exocytosis; Golgi to plasma membrane transport
Cellular component (GO): exocyst
Source: RefSeq, a predicted model, not a curated record
AUGGAUGCCUAUUCCUCGUUUGCAAGAGGAUCGUUCUCAUCAAGCAUAGGAGAUGCUUCAGAACUGGAAGCAAAUCUCCCACUCAAAGACAGAUUAAAAGGCUUCAAAUCCUCUAAAUAUGACGUUGAUUCCUAUGUCACCUCCAAAUGCCAAACCAUGUCCGAGAAGGAAAUUAAGCAUUUAUGUUCUUACCUUAUCGACCUCAAGAAGGCCUCUGCUGAAGAAAUGCGUAAAAGCGUUUAUGCCAAUUAUGGAGCUUUCAUUCGUACAUCUCGAGAGAUUUCAGAUCUUGAAGGCGAACUUCUUUUACUAAGAAAUCAUUUAUCCACUCAAGCAGCUCUUAUUCAUGGUUUAGCCGAAGGAGCAAGCAUUGAAUCUCUUUCUGGAGAUAUUGAAGAUUCGAUUCUAGACCAUUCUUCCAACGAAACACGUGAACUACCCACCACAGAUGAAUGGUUGGUGGAGUUUUUAGACAACCUUGAAGUUCUCUUGGUUGAGAAACGAAUGGACGAAGCUCUCGCCGCUUUAGACAAAGGCGAACAAAUAGCUCAAGAUUCUAAUUGUCGCAAGGCAUUGAGUGCUUCUGCACUCUCCACAUUAGAAGCUGCCAUUCGAAACCAAAGACAAAAACUAGCUUCUCUCCUUGAGCAAACAAUUUCCCAACCUUCCACACGAGGUGUGGAGCUUCGCUCUGCUGCUCAAGCUUUGAAAAAGCUCGGAGACGGUUCACGUGCACACAUGUUGCUACUGAGUUCCCACCAACAGAAACUGCAGCGAAGCUUGCAUAGUUUUAGGACAUCAAGCAACUCAGGGGGAGGGGUAUACACAGCAGCGAUAUCACAGUUUGUGUUCUCGACGAUUGCUCAAGCGGCAAGUGAUUCGUUGGCUGUGUUUGGGGAAGAGCCAGCUUACGCAUCAGAGUUGGUGACUUGGUCUGUGAGACAAACGGAUGGUUUUGCUGUGUUCUUGAAGAGGUAUGUGAUAGGUUCAUCGGCAGCUGUGGGGAGUUUGAGGAUUGCAGCUGAGAGUGUACAAAUAUGUAUGGGGCAUUGCUCGCUUUUGGAAGCUCGAGGGUUGGCACUUACGCCAGUGUUGUUUAGGCAUUUUAGGCCAUUUAUUGAGAAUGCCAUAACAGCUAAUUUGAGGAGAAUUGAACAGAGCAGUGCUGCUUUAGCUGCAGCAGAUGAUUGGUUGCUUGCUUAUUCCCCUGUUGCUUCUAGACUUUUUCCAAGGUCAUCUUCGACUUCUUCGCUUGCUUCUGUUGUGUCACAGCCAAAGCUUUCAAGAAGUGCACAUAGAUUUAAUACAAUGGUUCAGGAAUUUGUAGAAGAUAUGGGAUCACUUGAAAGCCUACAAUUAGAUGCACUAACCUUGGAAGGAGUUCUUCAAGUAUUCAACUCGUACAUCAAUUUACUCAUAACAGCUCUCUCAAGUUCAGUCGAAAACGAGAUGAAUCUAGAAGGAUCAGCAACGAAGAUCGUACGCCUAGCCGAGACAGAAGCGCAACAAAUAGCUCUACUAGCCAACGCCUCAUUGCUAGCCGAUGAGUUGAUCCCUCGAGCGGCAACCAAGCUUUUUCCACAUAGCAGAACUGAAACGCCAAGAAAAGCGGUAGAGAGGCAGAGCCGAGUGCCGGAGCAGAGAGAAUGGAAGAGGAGAUUGCAGCGGUCGGUGGAUCGACUGAGGGAUAGCUUCUGUCGGCAACAUGCUCUAGAACUGAUAUUCACGGAAGAAGGAGAUACGCGGCUAAAUGCACAGAUGUACUUGUCUAUGGAUGGGAAUGAGAAUCUGGAAGAGCCGGAGUGGUUUCCUUCACAAAUAUUUCAGGUGCUAUUCGCGAAAUUGACGAGGAUUGCAAGUAUGGCGACGGAGAUGUUCGUCGGACGGGAGAGAUUUGCAACAGUUCUUCUGAUGAGACUGACCGAAACAGUGAUAUUAUGGCUUUCCGAAGAUCAAGCCUUUUGGGAAGAGGUUGAAGAAGGGCCUCGCCCUUUGGGCCCCUUCGGCCUUCAGCAAUUCUACUUAGAUAUGGAGUUCGUGAUACUAUUCUCAUCGCAAGGUCGAUAUCUAUCUCGGAACUUGCAUCAAGUCAUCAAGAACAUCAUAGCAAGAGCCAUAGACUCCUUGGCUUCUACGGGUACAGAUCCUUACAGUGCUCUGCCGGAGGAUGAUUGGUUCGCUGAGGUUGCUCAAAUUGCAAUCAAAAUGCUGACCGGAAAAGCCAACUUUGGUAAUGUGGAUAGGGAAGCCACCAGCCCCACGGCUUCGAUUUCUGCAAAAUCCAUGUCUUCUGUUCAUUCUCAUGGAAGUAAUUAAGAGUUAGCUUACGAGAGGAAGGAUUUCUAUUUCAUUGUUUUAGUGCUAACCCUUCUUUAUUACAUUCAAAUUUUACUUACUAUAGUAAUAUGCACAGAAGGGUGUAUAUUAUUAUGGUAUUGAAGUGGAUUACCACGUGAAAGUUUGUGUUUAGUUGUAAUGUUAUUAAGGGAUUUGGAGUUCA